GUUGAUCAAGAAUGAGAUGCUACCUGUAAUUGCUCUGAUAUGGCACAAGCCAGACUGAAAAGGAGAGACAAACAGUAUGAUCAACUUGUACAGGGAACCAGUAAACUGCACAGGGAUAUCGAGAACCUUGAGUCCGCUUACCUCUUACAUCGACAGAUUGUAGAUGAAGAUGAGAACAAUGUCAGGGGGAUGAUAAGGAAGGAGGUUGGAGGCUCUAGAUGGGCACAUGGUGGUGCUGGCAAACUCACAACUUAUAAAUCAAGCAAAGACCUGGUGGACCAGGAGAACAAUGUUCCACAAAAUGACACCAGAGCUCUUCAGUCUGAAAGGUUAAAACAAAAUUCAUCAAAAGACAACCUUAGGACAAAAGUCUUAGAUAGAAAUGACCAAACCUUGAACAUGGAUUUGUCACCAGAGAGGGCAGAUAAAAUUUUAGAUUUAAAGACAAAGGUAUUGAAAAAAGCUAGCUCCCAUGUUAUAAGAAGAGAAACAUGGUCAGCACCAUCAGAUACUAAGUCAGUUAAACCGAACAAAAAUCUUUCUAAAGCUCACCAGAAUAAACCUGAUAGCAAAAACAGCCAUAUAAAAACUAACGCUUCCUCAACAAAACCACAUAAGCCUGUAAGAAGAAGUAAUUCUUUAAAACGUGAACCCAGUGAAUCAUCUAGAUCCCCUACUGCUGUUGUUGAAAAAUCAAAAGAAAAUAAACAAAAGAAAAUCCAAGUACACAGUUCUAGAAGAGAGCCCAAUAAAUCAGUAGCUGAGCAGAAUGGUGUUCAUUCACAAAGAAGGUCUAGAAUUGAUACAUGUAUGUUUAAAGAUAAUGAAAUGAAAGAAGAGGUUUUAGAACAUGUGAAUGGUUUGAUGUUGACUGAAAAUGGUGUUGACAAUAACCAGAAUAAUGGAAAUGAAUCCAGUAGGUCGGUAGGGAGAACAUACACACCCAGGAAAUUCCAGUCCCAUUCAAAUGCUGGAGAGUAUGGUAUGCCUCAAGGAAUUUUCCAGACACAACCCCCAGAACCUCCAGAAAUCUACAUUGAUCCUAGAAAAGGACAGGUUCGUAUUUUGGCUGGGAAAGAUGAAAGCUUUAAUGAUGUUUCUAGUCUAGAGGGAACCAAAGUUCUCAUACAACCUGGUUCUGUUCAUAAUAGUGUUGAUGGGAACAAACUUGCAUGCUCAGUGGUUGAUAAUGUUUUCAGUUCUAGUCCGCAGCAAGAGAUCAGGGAUAUAUUUGGUCUUGAAGACUUUAACACAAGGUCUAAUAGACCAUCAUCUGGAAGACAGGAUAUAACCUCAACUAGUCCAUUUGCAACAAGCAGGCAGUGUAAUUCAGAAGUUGAAUUCUGGUUGCGAGGUUUGGGGAUUCCAGAUGUUGAAAAAUAUGUGAGAAUAUUUGCUGACAAUGAAAUUGAUUUAACAGACCUUGAGUUCAUGUCAGCUUCCCAGCUACAUGACAUGGGAGUUACAGCGUUUGGAGCUUUAGAUAAAAUUCUUAAAGGUAUAAGGGACCUUAAAAACCUGCCUGUUACGCAAAUGGGAAGAAGUGGAGAUAUUAAGUUACAGUCAUCUUCCAUUGCCUGGGAAGAAGUUAACAAUACACAGAAUAAGAAAGCUUCUAAAAAAUCAAAAUUUAAGGCCAGUAAUAAAAUAUUAAAAGAUAAUUCUUGCCAUUCUGAAACAUUUGUAAAACAAUCCGGUGCAUAUGAUGUGUUAGGUGGAACAGAGACAAGCAGAAUCAGAUGUAGUAGUGCCAUGUCGAAUGUUUCAGAAAGUGCUGAAUCUGUGAAAAAUUCUGCUAGAGGAGAAAAUCCUUCUUUUGCAGCCAGUACAAAAUCCAGUAGUGCUAAAUGUACAGAGAAGAGACCUCCUAGUGCUAGAAAUACUGCAAGUGCAAAAUCUAAAUCUGACACAAAACUCAAGAGAAGUAACUCUUCAGCUUCUGAGAAACCAGUAUCAAAGUUAACUAACCUUGAAACUAAACCAGCAAAAGGUGUACUCCUGAGACCAAGAAGCUCAUCAUUAACAAGAGAGUCUGCUAAAAGUGGCAGAGAGAUUCAAAUGAAGAAGAUAGAAGAAAAAAAAGAACCAAGACAGUUGAGAUCUAGAAGCCGAUCUGCAGAUGUUGUAAAAAGGAAAGCAUUGGAAGGUGUACAUGCUGCAGCUAAAAAGUUUGAGGAAAGAAAACAGAAGACAAAGGACAGUGAGAAGAGUUUUCCACCAUAUGACGAGAGGCAGAAGUUGCGGAGAGAUGAGAUGGCUGCCAGGCAUCUGGAAAGGGAGAAAUACAAGGAGAUAACAGCAGAUGGCAACACUACUGACAGUGAUGAUGAUGAUGAGCAAAAGCAAGCAUCUGGUGGUCAUGAUCACAGUCAGGGUCUAGAGAAUCUUGUUACAGUGAAUAUACUGUCUCCUCCUGGAAAAUCAGAUCCUCGCAUGUCGCCUUCCCUGCAUGAAGACAAAAGUAAGACACAUGUUAUAAAACCAGACAUGCGGAAAUCCCUCAGGAGGCUGGAACGGUCUAGAAAACAAACAGUUAGUGCUGUCAAACCUUCAGAACACCAGAUGGAAUCUGAUAUAGAACCUCCUCUGCUGUCAACAUACAAGAUUAACAACAAAGAUCGAGAUAAGAGUCAGUCAGAACCUGAAAGUGGCUACAGGACAGAUGGGAGCACAACAUAUUCUCAGAUUGAAGACAGAGUCUCUGAUAUACAAAGAAAGAUUAAAAGAUUGAAAUCUCGUGCCAGCAGUGGAGAUGAAAUGACCUUGACCCUAGUACAUGACCUGCAGGAACAGCUGUUACACUUUGAGAGACAGUUGAAAGACAAGGAGAGAGAACUGAGGAAUCAGCAUAGUGAUCCAGAGUCAAACCGGGAAUCUAACAAACCAAGCACACCAAAGCUAUCAGCAAGAAAACUAUUAGCUGAUGGGAAUAGGUCAUUUAACUCCAGUCCUAUUUUUGGACUGUUAGAUGACAGCAGGGGAAAGAUGGAGGAUGGAAGUUACGGAAACGCAAGGGAGGGAGUCAGGGGAAGGAUGGAGGAUGGAAGUUAUGGAAACACAGAGGAGGGAGUCAGGAUGAGUAAGAAAGAACUUCUUGAUGAAAUGAAGAAAGAGAAACAACAACACCACAAACAAAUCAGACAGCUACAGUCAGAACUACAGAAGUUUAGACACUCAGAUCCAGUGACAAGUCUGGAGCUGGAUCAGAGAGAUAUCAGUUAUAAACAGGAAGAUCUUGUAGGUGAGGGGACAUUUUCUCGUGUGUACAAGGGUGAAUUCCAAGGGUCAGAGGUUGCUGUAAAACAGCUGAAGAUGUCUUUACAACAGCAAGAUAAAAACUACUUUGCUGCUGAGGUGAGCCUUCUGAAGGAGUUACGCCAUCCUCGUGUGGUGUUGCUGAUUGGUGUAUGUACGUCCAGCAAGCUUCCAGUGAUGGUGCUGGAGUAUAUGUCACAGGGAAGCUUGUUCAGCUACCUACAUAACCCAGAAUGUGAGUCCCUGGAUCACGCCCUGUACUAUCAAGUGUCCAGAGAUAUAGCCCUUGGGAUGAACUACUUACACAGUCACAAACCUCAGGUCUUACAUCUAGAUCUCAAAUCAGUGAAUGUUCUACUGUGCCAGAGUCUUCGUGCAAAAAUUGCUGACUUCGGAUUUUCAAAGUUGAGACUAGAUGCUGGGUUGAAAUCGGGUAGGAAGAAAGCCAAAUCAAAGUCUGGUGGAGGUGCUGCCCCCUUGUGGAUGUCACCUGAGCUUCUAGAUAAAGGGGAGAUAACUGGAAAAUCCGAUGUCUACAGCUUUGGUAUUAUACUGUGGGAAAUGUUGACUAGAUGUUCACCUUACAAAGAUUGCAGUGUUUUCCAGAUUCUGGAAAUGGUAAGAAAGAACAAAAGACCAGGAAUUCCAGACGGCACUCCAGAGGGGCUCAAUCAUCUGAUCAAACUGUGCUGGGAUCAUAAUCCUGCAAAAAGACCUCAAUUUAAGGAUAUUCUACAGAUACUUGAAAACCUUGCAUUCCCACCUGCUUGGAGAGAACUGUUCCAGAAAGCAGGUGUACCUGAAUCUGCUCUUCAAGAUGUCCAGUCUACACGUACCAUCAUCAGCUUGGUUACCGGCACACUCGAUUCUGGGAAAUCUGGGAUACUUCAUAGCUUUCUGGUUUCCCACAGUGAAAAAGGAAACCAGUCUUACAGGAAGGACAAUGUUGAAACCAAAUCAAACUUUAAAAGUGAAAGAGUUUCUACUAAGAAGAAAAAUAAUACUAAGCCAGCCUCAAGAAAUAUGGGCGAAAACUCAUCUAGAAGUUCUGGAAUUUCCUCUAGAGUUUCAAGCCAUUUAGGGGAAUGGGAUAGUGAUACUGUGACCAGUCUGACUGAAAAAGUAUCCUCAGAUGAAUCAGAAUUUACUUUGAAGAAUCUAAGAGACAGUUCUAGUGAGGAUAAUGAUACGAGUUCAGACAGUGAUGAAAGCUCAGUACUGACUUCAGAUGAAGAUAAUAUUUAUUCUAAAUCUGUAAGCAAACAGACUGUGCCAAAGACAGAAAUAAAUGUCAUGAUACCAAACCUUGAGCUUUCCUUGCAGUCCGCAAGAGAUGAAUUUAGAGCCGAAAGGGAGAGAAUUAGUAGAGAUACUUCAGGUUGGGUUUCUGUUAGUCUAGAUGAUCAUACUGACCAAAGCGAACAUCGAAGGAGUCUUGGAAGAGGCACUGACCGAGACAAUGGAGACAUGAGAUUAAGGUUGUCAUCAAGCUUGAGCAAUAGAAGUCCAACACCACCAAGUCCUACCAAAGUGGACAUGUCUGCUCUGAAUGAAUCUGCUAGAAGGAGACGUAGAAACAAAGCCAAGGAUUUGAAUAACUACAGUGAAGAGUUCUUGAUGAGAGAAUCAUUUGAUAACAGGAGACCUCCUUCACCAAAGAAAAAGAAAUCACUGACAAAGAAAAUCAUAGAGAAUCCAGGAAGACUGUCUGAAAGUAGAAGCUCCAAAAUUGCUAGCAGUGAGGAUCUUACUGAAAGGAAUAUACAAAACCAGAAAAUGUCCAGUGCUAAAACAGAAACAUACGCAGAAAAAUCAUAUGACAGUUUCUUUGAUUUGUCAGUAAAGAGACCUGUUACAAAUGGGGCUAAUUUAAGACAGAUAGAUGAUGUGGAUUAUGAAAGCAAAAUUGAAAAUCUGAAAAGGAAUGAAACUGUUAGAGUAAGUGAGAAUAUAGAACCAACAGGCAGAAAAAGUGUUUCUAAAGAAAAUGAGAUUUGUGUUGAGGAUAUGGAAUAUGAAGUAAUGAGUGAAAGAUUUAGUGACAGGAACCAAUUUAAAAGACAGAAUUUAGACUCUGAUGUUAUGGAAAUUACCAGUAAGUAUUCCAAUGAUUCUGAACUAAAUGAUGGUGUGAAUGAAACACAGAUGUCUGUCGUAGACGAGCUUAAACUAAGGAAUAAUCCACAAAUGCAAGAGACUGUGCAAAUGAAAAACUACAGUAGGUCCAAAAAGUUUGAUUCUAAAAAGCGAAAUAUUUCUCAAGAAAAGUUUCCUAACGGAGAAAAAUCACAGCGAUCUGAGAAUGAAGAGACGAAUACAGGUAAUGAAUCUCAAAGGUCUGGAUUUGAACAGGUAAAUGUGGAAAGCAAAGCAAGUAGUGUCAAAUCUGAAAUAUUAAUAGAUGGAAACCACUCUGCAAAACCUGAGAUCAAACAUAUAAGCAGAGAGAACAAACUACAAAAUAUUGAGACUGAUGUAGCAAAUAAAAGUAAUAGAUCUCAAAUGUUAGAGGUUACAGAGAGCAAUAAAGGAACUAGGUCUUUAUUGUCAGAAAGUGAUGGAAUGUCUAAUUGGAACACUGCAGACAGAUUGGAGACUGGAAAGAAAAAUAUUGGUAACAAGUCAUUAAUAUCUGGACUUGAGGACAACAAUAUAUCUGAAAAGGGUAAUAAUGAAGAGGUUCACCAAGGUAACAUUACGCAAACUGACAAACUGAAGUCUGUUGGAAGCAAGAAAACUGAGAAAGAACUUCAAGAUUCUCAUUUUGAUAAAAAUGAUCAAGUAGGCAAGACCAGUAAGUCUGUUGAAUUGUUUGGUGAAAAAGAAGCUAUGUCUUCAAAACAAACUAAAAAUGAUGGUAUAAGGGUAGUGCUCAACACAAUGUUGGCAUCUAGGGAAAAAUCACUAACUGAAUCUUUAUAUGCUGAUAAUAUGAAGUCUUUGGACCCAGCUAUUGCUUUGAAAAAUAAUAUGCAGAUACAGAAUAAGUCCACAAAGGCCGAUGAUGCCAGUCAAAGAAAUACAGACAAACCAGAACAGAUAAGAGUUAAGUUAGAUUUAAGUGAAGUUGUUGAAAAGAAGAAAAAGCCGGUCGUAACUCCUAGAAGGAGUUUGAUGUUGAGUAAUAGGUCUAAAAAAUUGAAUGAAGACACAUUGGAACAGCAUAAGAGUACACAAGAAUGGAAUAAAAGUGAAGUUGAACCUGAAACAGAUAAAUCUAUCCACAAAACUAGUAGGGAAUAUAACACAAUGCUGUUACCUGAAACUGAACAAAGUAAUAGAAAAUCUCAGUCACUAGAUGGCAUUUUGGACAGAGAAAAGGGCCAUGAUAGCGGGUCAACACCUAAAAGGAGAUCACUAUCUAAUCAUAGUGGUGGUACUAACUCUGAAGUGCCAGCUAAUGUAGUCAAACAAUCUAAAAAAGCAGAACAUGGCAAUGCUGAAAAUAUACCAAGUCCAAAGAAAAAUACAAUUAGAGUUACGCUCAGAAAAGAUCCUCUUGCACCCAAGAUGGGUGCGGACACCACAACAGGAAAAAAGGAUGCCCCAUUACUGAUUAGGGAGCCUUCAUCCCCCAUACCCCCACCCCCACCACCUCCACCCCCACAAAUUACCAGGUCUGUCUCAUUAGUCAGUAAAAGUGUACAAAAUAAUGCACCACGAGGCAGUAUGGCUGAUGAACUGAAGUCUAGACUGAACAAAAGGCAAAGUAUUUCUGAGGGAAUGCUUUGUGGAAACAGAGUAUCUGGAAAUAAUGUUUUUGCAAAGCAAUCACCAGGGCCAGCAGGGAGGAAUAUGCAGGUUCCAGGACAGAAUGAUGGUGCGCCUAGACUGGUUAAGAUUUCUGAGAUAGAUGAGAGACUGGCUCCCCAACAGUCAGAAGGUUUACCAUCAUUUGUACUUCAGUCUAUGGAGUUACAAGAUCAGAAGGACCAUUUGAAGUCUAUAUCCAAACGACAUCCUCACCAACUGGAUGAUCUAAGCAAUGCCAGCCAAGAACAACUUACGUCCAUUGCAGAUAUACUGAAAAAGGCUGUAAUGGGACGUCGCCUGGCCAUGGGUGAAGACGGGGACAGUGUCUCACAGAGUAUGGAAUCUGCUGCGACAGGAUGGUCUGUAGAUCUGUAAAAACAUAAUGAGAUACCAGUGACCACAGGAUGGCAAAAUAGUUUGAUAGUCAAGGAACAACUGCACCAGCUUAUCACUUGUCCUAAAACUUUGUUUUGAACUUUUUAAGGUUGUAUGUGGCUCACUAAUUAAGUGUGACUUUAGUGAUGGCUUACAAGUAGUGAUGAGUUUGGCCAAUGAGCCAUGACUUGUAUUGCAGUUUGCUGUUCAGAAUGGGACUUACUUGUUACUGAUUUUCACAAGUCACAAAUAUAUUAGAUAGCCAAAUAUUAUUGUUUUUACACAUAUUUUUUCAAAUAAGAAGGAUAUGUUAUCUUGUAGUGAUAAUAAUCAUUCCAAAGAUAUGAAAACUUACUGCAGCUUGAAUUGUAAGGUUAAACUAUUUGUAAUGGGUUUGCUAGUGCUAAAUGACCAAAGAUUGAUAGAUUACUUGUAAUUCAUUUUUAGCACGACUAUUCGAAGAAUAGGGGAGCUAUCCUACUCGCCCCGGCGUUAGCAUGAGCGUCACACAAAUGUUAAAGUUUGCAUACCACCCCAAAUAUUUUCAAAGUCCAUUGAGAUAUUGCUUUCAUAUUUUGCAUACUUGUUUACCAUCAUGACCCCAGUCUGUAAACAAGAGCAGACAAAUCUAUCAAGCAUUUUGACUGAAUUAUGGCUCCUUUUCGACUUAGAAUAUGCUUAUUAUAAUGUUAAAGUUUGCGUACCACCCCAAAUAUUUUCAAAGUCCAUUAAGAUAUUGCUUUCAUAUUUUGCAUAAUUGUUUACCAUCAUGACCCCAGUCUGUAAACAGGAGCAGAAAACUCUAUCAAGCAUUUUGACUGAAUUAUGGCCCCUUUUCGACUUAUAUAUUUAAGAAUAUGCUUAUUGUAAUGUUAAAGUUUUACUCAUAGCUUAUAUUAUACUAUCAAGCACUGAGAAUAGUCGAGUGUGCUGUCAACUGACAGCUCUUGUUUCUUUCACUUUUGUCUUGUUGUUUGUGCACCAUAUGUGUCAGUCAUUCAGAGAUUAUCUAUUAUUAUUACUUUUAUAGUUUAUUGCACUUGUUAGAAAUAAUGUAGCACAAAUGAAUGUAAUGUUUAUUUAUUUUUUGCCAUUUUUGUCUACAGAUUGAAUGUUUAUAAAUAUAUUGCAAAAGUGUUUGUUAUUAGUGUUUGUUAAAAAAUGUGUUUUUAAGUUGGCAUGCAAUUAGUUGGCAAAGGUUGAAUUUGAUUACUUGACUCAAAGUUUUAUCUGUGACACUUGCAAGAAAGGACUCUUUGACACAUGUAUAAAUAGGUUCUUGGUCGUAUACAAAACUUCUUUUUGGAUAAAAAUUGAGUAUUAAAGGACUGAAUGCCAAUGAUAACACCUGGGAAAUAAAAGGAAAGGUUUGAUAUGUAUGUAGUAUUUUACAUAUGUAACAUCUCAAGCAGGAACACAUGUUGUUAUUUGUAUCACUUGUAUUCUAUUUUUGUUUUGUCUUGGAAGAAUUCUUGCCAUUCUUUCAGACACUGACAUAUUGUCCACCAGGCACAAGCAUUCAAAUGUUGUUUAAAGCAGGAAGAAGAUUAAGCCUUAUUUGUGUAGCAUAUCUUUCUAAUUACUCACCGACUGGUUAAAAGUCAGUUCUUGGGACUAUGUCUAAGGUUUCACUAUCAGAUACACUAAUUGAAUUGGAUUGUGGGCUGAUAAUUUUGACUAUUGACCAGCAAGUCACUUAAUAAGUGUUUCAUUACACAACAUAAUAAAUAAAUUUUCACAUAUUUUUACUGUUACUUAGUAAAUACAUUAAUAUGGAUUGGUCAUAUAUUGUUAGCUCAUCUGAUUUUUUGAAAAAAAAUGAUGAGUUAUUGUCAUCUCUUGAUCGGCGUCGAUGUCGGCGUUGCCUGAUUAAGUUUUAUGUUUAGGUCAGCUUUUCUCCUAAACUAUCAAAGCUGUUGUUUUAUAACUUGCAACACUUGUUCACCAUCAUUAACUGAUUCUGUACAGCAAGAAACAUAACUCCAUCCAGCUUUUUGCAAGAAUUGUGGCCCUUUUUGGACUUAUAGAAAAUAUCGGAUUUCUUGGUUAAGUUUUAUGUUUAGGUCAACUUUUCUCCUAAACUAUUAAAGCUAUUGCUUUGAAACUUGCAACACUUGUUCACCAUCUAAAGCUGACUCUGUACAACAAGAAACAUAACUCCAUCUUGCUUUUUGCAAGAAUUAUGGCCCCUUUUGGACUUAGAAAAUCAGAUUUCUUGGUUAAGUUUUGUGUUUAGGUCAGCUUUUCUCCUAAACUAUCAAAGCUAUUGCUUUAAAACUUGCAACACUUGUUCACCAUCAAAAGCUGACUCUGUACAGCAAGAAACAUAACUCCAUCCUGCUUUUUGAAAGAAUUAUGGCCCCUUUUGGACUUAGAAAGUAUCAGAUUUCUUGGUUAAGUUUUGCGUUUAGGUCAACUUUUCUCCUUUACCAACAAAGCUAUUGCUUUAAAACUUGGAGCAGUUAUGGGCCAUUAAAAGCUGACACUGCACAGCAAGUACCGUAACUCUGCAUUGCUUUUUGCAAGAAUUAAUGCCCCUUUUGGACUUAAAAAUUCAUGGGUAGGUCAAUAUUUCUAUUAUACAGAGACAAACAAAUCAUAUGAGAUCUGUCAUAUAUAUGAGGAGUCGUGUAAUAAUGUGUACUAUAAAUAUUCUGUAACUUCAUUGCACAUUCCAGUAAUGUUAUUUACAUUUGUAGAACAGCUGACUUUUUUUUCAGCAUCAUGCCACAUUCCAUUAUUUACAUAUAUGUUUUAAAUAAUUUUUUUAUAUACAACAUACCUCAAAGAAAAAAAAAAUGUUUUCAAAUUUAUAUGUUGUUGUUAUACAUCACAUUUGGCUAGAAUAAAGACGCAUUAUUUAAUCAUUACACAUCAAAACUCCUACCUAUAUUUUAUUCACUGAUAAGAUUUAGAUGUAUAUUUAUUAUUUCUGAAGUAAAAAAUGACAUGUGUCAUAUGACUGAUGCUGUAAUAACAAGACAAUAGUUUGCAUACUGUCUCUGGUGUGAAUAUGUAAUUUCUGACACUGUUUAUGAAAUUAUUUAAUGGUUAGUCUUACAUUUUGAGAAAAAAACUCAGACAACAUCAAAUCAAAGAAAGAAAGGGUUUUUUUUCACAUCAAAAUUGAACAGCAUAUAAAAACAUGCAUAUUACUUUACAAAACAAUUGUCAGAUUACUGAUAUACCGGUGUACAUUGAAUUUCAGGAAAGGACUGCUCAAAGAGGCCACACUUACGGACAGUAAGCUCAUGAUUUUCAAAGAACUGUUACAUAUCUUCAUUUUGAUAUAUUUACAAUAAUGUCCCAGUGCUGAAAUUUCACAUAACUAGGUGGAACAUAGUUCUCAGCAGUUGUUUAUUUUAUUAUCUUUACAAGUGGCAUUCAUUUUUAAAGGGGGACAACAUUUUGAGAAUAUUUUAAGUAUCCAUCUUACGGGGUAGUACGGUAGUGAAUGAUAAGACUAAUGGAUAGGUAGAUUGUUAGUAAUGAUGUUGUUUGUUAAUCAAAUAUUUCUGUGUUUUGAUGAUAUACUUCUAAACCUAAUGGGUUUAGAUACAUAUCAUGUUAAGUCUGUUAUCAGUCAAAUUGUGACAACAUUUGUCAGCCAUUUUUUAGCUCGACUAUUCGAAGAAUAAGUAGAGCUAUCCUACUCACCACGGCGUCUGUGUCAGCGUCGGCGUCGGCGUCACACCUUGGGUUAAGUUUUUCGUACCAGUCCACAUUUUGACAAAGUCUUUUGAGAUAAAGCUUUGAAACUUUCAACACUUGUUUACCAUCAUCAUGGCCAGUUAUAGGCAAGAGCACAUAACUCAGUCAAGGAUUUUGGCUGAAUUAUGGCCCCUUUUGACUUAGAAAUCAUGGUUAAGUUUUUCGUACCAGUUCAUAUUAUUAUUAUUAUUAUACCAGAUUUAUAUAGCGCCCUUUUCAUGAUAAACACGUUCAAAGGCGCUUUACAGCAACUGCAGCCACACAGGGCGCGAAAUCAUCCUCUACUAGUACAGACACAGAGCGAUCUGACCAGAUGGACAGAGUGAGACAAAGCCCCCACAGGGAGAUCAGAAAUUUUGACAAAGUCUUUUGAGAUAAAGCUUUGAAACUUUCAAUAUUUGUUUACCAUCACCAUUUCCAGUUAUAGGUAAGAGCACAUAACUCCAUCAAGGACUUUGGCUGAAUUAUGGCCCUUUUUGACUUAGAAAUCUGUGUUAAUAUUUCGUACCAGUUCAUAUUUUGACAGUCUUUUGAGAUAAAGCUUUGAAACUUUCAACACCUGUUUACCAUCACCAUGUCCAGUUAUAGGCAAGAGUACAUAACUCCAUCAAGGAUUUUGGCUGAAUUAUGGCCCCUUUUGUCUUAGAAAUCAUGGUUAAGUUUUUCGUACCAGUUCAUAUUUUGACAAAGUCUUUUGAGAUAAAGCUUUGAAACUUUCAAUACUUGUUUACCAUCACCAUGUCCAGUUAUAGGCAGGAGUACAUAACUCCAUCAAGGAUUUUGGCUGAAUUAUGGCCCUUUUUGACUUAGAAAUCUGGGUUAAUAUUUCGUACCAAUUCAUAUUUUGACAAAGUCUUUUGAGAUAAAGCUUUGAAACUUUCAACACCUGUUUACCAUCACCAUGUCCAGUUAUAGGCAAGAGUACAUAACUCCAUCAAGGAUUUUGGCUGAAUUAUGGCCCAUUUUGACUUAGAAAUCUUUGUUAAGUUUUUCGUACCAGUUCAUAUUUUUAGCUCACCUGAGCAAUGCUCAGGUGAGUUUUUCUGAUCGCUCGAUGUCCGGCGUCCGUCGUCCGUCGUCUGUCGUCUGUCGUCCGUCGUCUGUCGUCUGUCAACAUUUAGCUUGUGUAUGCGAUAGAGGCUGUAUUUUUCAAUUAAUCUUCAUGAAUAUUGGUCAGAAUGUUAACCUUGAUGAAAUCUAGGCCGAGUUCGAAAAUGGGUCAUCUCGGGUCAAAAACUAGGUCACUAGGUCAAAUCAAAGAAAAACCUUGUGUAUGCGAUAGAGGCUGUAUUUUUCAUUUAAUCUUUAUGAAUAUUGGUCAGAAUGAUAACUUUGAUGAAAUCUAGGCCGAGUUCGAAAAUGGGUCAUCUCGGGUCAAAAACUAGGUCACUAGGUCAAAUCAAAGAAAAACCUUGUGUAUGCGAUAGAGGCGGUAUUUUUCAAUUAAUCUUCAUGAAUAUUGGUCAGAAUGAUAAUCUUGAUGAAAUCUAAGCCGAGUUCGAAAGUGGGUCAUCUGGGGUCAAAAACUAGGUCAUAGGUCAAAUCAAAGAAAAACCUUGUGUAUGCGAUAGAGGCUGUAUUUUUCAAUUCUUCUUCAUGAAUAUUGGUCAGAAUGAUAACCUUGAUGAAAUCUAGGCGGAGUUCGAAAAUGGGUCAUCUUGGGUCAAAAACUAGGUCACUAGGUCAAAUCAAAGAAAAACCUUGUGUAUGCGAUAGAGGCUGUAUUUUUCAAUUGAUCUUCAUGAAUUUUGGUCAGAAUGAUUGCCUUGAUGAAAUCUAGGCCGAGUUCGAAAAUGGGUCAUCUCGGGUCAAAAACUAGGUCACUAGUUCAAAUCAAAGAAAAACCUUGUGUAUGCGAUAAAGGCGGUAUUUUUCAAUUGAUCUUCAUGAAUUUUGGUCAGAAUGAUUACCUUGAUGAAAUCUAGGCCGAGUUCGAAAAUGGGUCAUCUUGGAUCAAAAACUAGUCACUAGGUCAUAUCACGUAAAAACCUUGUGUAUGCGAUAGAGGCUGUAUUUUUCAAUUGAUCUUCAUGAAUUUUGGUCAGAAUGAUUACCUUGAUGAAAUUUAGACCAAGUUCGAAAAUGGGUCAUCUUGGGUCAAAAACUAGGUCACUAGGUCAAAUCAAAGAAAAACCUUGUGUAUGCAAUAGAGGCGGUAUUUUUCAACUGAUCUUCAUGAAAUUUAGCCAGAAUGAUUACCUUGAUAAAAUCUAGGCCGAGUUCGAAAGUGGGUCAUCUGGGGUCAAAAACUAGGUCACUAGGUCAAAUCAAAGAAAAACAUUGUGUAUGCAAUAGAGGAUGUAUUUUUCAAUUGAUCUUCAUGAAAUUUGGUCAGAGUGAUUGCCUUGAUGAAAUCUAGGUCGAUUUUGAAUAUGGGUUAUCUGAGGUCAAAAACUAGGUCACUAGUUCAAAUUAAAGAAAAAUCUUGUGUAUGCGAUAGAGACUGUUUUUUUCAAUUGAUUUUUAUGAAAUUUGGUCAGGUUGAUUGCCUUAAUGAAAUCUAGGUCGAAUUUGAAUAUGGGUCAUCUGAGGUCAAAAACUAGGUCACUUGGUCAAAUCAAAGAAAAAACUUCUGUAUGUGAUAGAGGCUGUAUUUUUCAGUUGAUCUUCAUGAAUUUUGGUCAGAAUGAUUGCCUUGAUAAAAUCUAGGUCGAGUUUGAACAUGGGUCAUCUAGGGUCAAAAACUAGGUCAUAUCUAAGAAAAUGCUUGUUUUAUCGCAAGAGACCAAUUUUUUGGUCCAAUCUUAAUGAAAAUUGGUCAGAAUAUUUGUUUCCAUGAAAUCACUAGGUCAAACAUGUUUUAAACUGUUAUGGAGUGUUUCUUAGGUGAGCGACCUAGGGCCAUCUUGGCCCUCUUGUUUGUAAAGUGUUUGACAUAUGGCUUUGAAACUUUUAUCACUUGUUUAGUAUAAUAGUCUCUAUCUGUAGGAAAGAGAACAUAACUCUGUCAUCUAUUUUGGCUGAAUUAUAGUCCUUUUUGGAUUUUGAAAUUGGUUCUGUUUUCAUACAAGUCCAUGUUUUGUCAAAACUAUUUGACAUAUGGCCUUUAAACUUUGAACACUUGUUUAUCAUUAUGAUUUCCAUCUGUAGGCAAGAGUACAUAACUAUUUUGACUGAAUUAUGGCCCUUUUUGGACUUUGAAAUUGGCUUAUAUAUUGCCAUUUAGUGCAAGACUUAUCGAAAUCAAAGUAAUACAGGAACAUUGUUUGUCUAAUCUAUUUAUUCCUUUUGUCUGAAUAAACGUGGAAAUAUUUUGACCCCAUUCUUCAAUCAAUUCUUCGAAUAGUCGAGCGCGCUGUCAUCAGACAGCUCUUGUUUAUCAUCUUGUGUUGGUCAUCUCAGUAUAGUAAAGUUCUCAGUUACUGUUGUAGUUGUGUAGUUGCAAUGCAUUCUAUUCAAAAUGAUAGGUUUUUUAGUAACGAUAGUUUUUUAGUUGUUUUUAAGGAUAUUUAGUUAGCCUAAGAUUAAGCUAAGCCUAAGAUCAGAUUAAACAUUGUCUUAAAUUUUGACUUUUUGACUUUUGUUAAGUAUAGCCCCAUGUAGUUCUGGGACGAUCUGUGUAUGAAAAGAAUUGGAACCACUGCCUUACCCUUGCCUUGCAUGAUAGUAAGAGGCAAUUAAUAGGGUCUUAACACUUGGAUUUGAUGUAACUCUGUGAUUCCAGCAGGUAUGCAGAUUUUGAUUCCAUACCUCAUGUUUUUAUUUCGAUGUAAAUGAGAUGUGGAACCAAAAUUUGUAGUCCAGUUUGGCGCCAUAUAACCUAUACUGUGUUGGUGCACCGUAAAACCCAAAUAAAUAAAUAAAUAAAUUUGUUAAUUAUAACAAAAUCUGAAAACAUCCUUUGAAAAACUUCAGACUUUAUGAUCAAUUUCAUCACUGCUACAACCGAAGUGAAUGAUCUUUUUAGAUUUGGAGAUUAACUUUCCCAGGUCAUUUGCAAUGAAAAUACUAGGUAAAUCAUUUUUUCUGUUUAAAAAUUCUUCGAAAUUAUUUCAAGCAUUUUGAAUCUUAACCUGUAUCUUCAUGAGCACAUCUAAGUAUUUGCCAGGAUUAAAAUGUUUGCAAUUAAACUUAAACAAACUUUGCUUUCAACGUCUUAAAGACAUUGCUUUAUUGACGUUUCAGUCACAAAUUCCUAACAGUUUACAUGCAGAUGACCUGUUAUCAGGACCAUAAUAUAAAUUUUAUAUUUAUCAAGAUGUAGUUGCACAAAGAUUGUUUUCCUUUACAUUUUGUUUUUCUGAACACUGAUCUUUCUCCGUCCUGUAGUAUACAGCAUUAUAUGUAUUUCUUUGAGGGUUUAUAUAUGUUUAGAAUCUGUAUGCUAGAAGCAUUUGUGAUAAGUUAUUUUAUUUAUUUUCCUGUUUGAUUCUUAUUUUGUCGAAAGAUGGCUAGAAUAAACAUAUGUAAUAAAUGAUGCUUAUUGUUUUGUUUGCACCUUCUGUACAUAUAUUCUACAUAUUUAUUACUAACAUGAAUUAUGUGUUCCAUGCACCCAGUGAUGGGAUGCAGAAAAUAGGAAAAUGAUGGAUGCAUAUAUGUCUAAAUAUUUAUGUUAUUGGUAUUAUGGAGGAUAACUCAUAAUCAACUUGAAAGCAACAUGGAAUUAUAACUGUACAUCGAUUUUGUCCUGUCAGUCUGUCUGUCUAUUAUGAACUUUUCUUGACUAUUACUAUAGCUUGAUGGAUUUCAACCAAACAAUUUGCAAGAAGGUUCAAUAUCAUGGCUACUUUUGUAUAUUAUUGGCGUUUUCAGGUUGAAUUUGUUUCCUGAGUUAUGGCCCCUUAAAGGUUAAUUUUUAAAUUAAGGUAUUAGAUCACUAAUUGUAAUGUUUACAAUAUGGCCUUUGCUUGGUAUAUUCUGAAAGGUAACCGUGUUUCACACUAUUUUGCAAUUUUUAAACAAUUUUUACCGUGCCGUUUUUUUUUAUAUAUUUUGUAUAACUUAUGGUAUCUCCUCAAGCUCAAGUAGAGACAAAUUUCAAAGUGAUGACCACUAUCCAAAACAUUUGCAGAGAACUCAUUUUAC
This is a messenger RNA of Mercenaria mercenaria, 16122 nucleotides long. RefSeq lists its product as uncharacterized. Lineage: Eukaryota; Metazoa; Mollusca; Bivalvia; Venerida; Veneridae. The transcript is spliced from 17 exons. Gene Ontology annotation, biological process: protein phosphorylation. The record is from RefSeq and is a predicted model, not a curated record. Bases 40 to 7383 code for a protein of 2447 amino acids. Gene Ontology annotation, molecular function: ATP binding; protein kinase activity; protein binding.